GUUCUGGGGGCCUGGGCUGGGAGGUCGCCGGUGCGAGUGUCCUCGCGGGUUGGUCAGCGCGAGCCUGUGACAGCUGCGGUUGCUCCCCGCCCCUAGGAGCCGAGGUGCGUGGGGGAGGGGAAGGAAGAAAAAGUCCGGGUCCCGUUUCCGCUCUCUUCUCGCCAGGGUGAGGCGACCCCGGAGAGCAGCGGCAGGGAUACUGCUCCAACUGAGGGCCGCCGGUGCCCCGCAGACAGGUAUGUCUGCCUGCAGCAGUGGUACAGCUCUUGAUGCAUCUAAACCAGCCACUGAAGAAGUCAAGUCUAACUCUGAGGUCAUUCUUUGUGGGGAAAGAAAAUGGAUAAUAAGAAUGCUGGUACAUCUUUUGGCAAAUGAAUAUUCUUCUUCUGGAGUCUACCAUGGCUCAAGAGUCACCCAAAAAUUCAGCAGCAGAAAUUCCAGUGACUAGUAAUGGAGAAGUUGAUGAUGUUCAUGAACAUGGCUUUAAUAGGGAUUUGAAGCGUUCAUUGCCAUCUGGACUUGGUCUCUCAGAAACUCAGAUUACAUCUCAUGGCUUUGACAGCACCAAAGAGGAGGUUAUGGAAGCAGGAGCAUAUCAAGGUUCCCCAGAACCGCCUUUGCCAUCUGUUAUGUCUCCUAGCAGGGUUGCAGCUAGUCGACUGGCUCAACAAGGAAGUGAUUUAAUUGUUCCUGCAGGUGGCCAGAGAACACAAACAAAAAGUGGACCAGUUAUUCUAGCAGAUGAAAUUAAAAAUCCUGCAAUGGAAAAGUUAGAACUUGUUAGAAAAUGGAGUCUGAACACAUAUAAGUGUACUCGACAAAUUAUCUCUGAGAAGCUAGGCCGUGGCUCAAGAACUGUGGACCUUGAACUUGAAGCUCAGAUUGAUAUUUUAAGAGAUAACAAGAAAAAAUAUGAAAAUAUCCUCAGACUGGCUCAGACCUUGUCAACACAGCUUUUCCAGAUGGUUCACACCCAGAGGCAGCUUGGAGAUGCGUUUGCUGACCUGAGCUUGAAGUCUCUGGAACUCCAUGAAGAAUUUGGCUAUAAUGCAGAUACCCAGAAGCUUCUGGCAAAAAACGGAGAGACUCUUCUUGGGGCCAUUAAUUUUUUUAUUGCCAGUGUAAACACUUUGGUGAAUAAAACAAUUGAAGAUACAUUAAUGACUGUGAAACAAUACGAAAGUGCCAGAAUUGAAUAUGAUGCAUAUCGCACUGAUUUGGAAGAACUGAAUCUUGGACCACGUGAUGCAAACACUUUGCCCAAAAUUGAGCAGUCACAACAUCUGUUCCAAGCACAUAAGGAAAAAUAUGAUAAAAUGCGCAGUGAUGUUUCCAUCAAAUUGAAAUUUCUAGAAGAAAAUAAGGUUAAAGUGUUGCACAAUCAGCUGGUCCUUUUCCACAAUGCCAUUGCCGCCUACUUUGCUGGGAAUCAGAAGCAGCUUGAACAGACCCUUAAACAGUUCCAUAUCAAAUUGAAAACCCCUGGAGUGGAUGCCCCAUCUUGGCUUGAAGAACAGUAAAGUCUCACCUGGAAAGAAAAGAAAGCUAAAUUGUUACAGUUCUAAACAAACCUAAUGAGAGUUUAGUGGAGUUGGGAAGUGGUGAGGGGUGGCAACCAUUGUAGUGAUUCUUGCACAAACAGCUUUAAUUUUCCCCUUUUUCAUACCUUAACAAUUGAACUGUUAAAUUUGAUGGGAAGGUGGGUGGUUUUAAUGUAGACAUUAUUUCUGUAAUUUGAACACAAUAAUUUUCCUUUUUGAGAAAUCCUUUUGUAUUGUGAGGGUUGAUGGCUAUUUCUGUAGUUUGAAAACAUCUAAUAUAGAUUUGCACUGAUAAAAAUUUAAGGUUUUUGGUCCUAGAAAUAAGGGCCAGUUGUAACUUUUCCAAAAGGAGGUUUAUGUGAUUUGUAUCGUCAGAUAUUUUAUAUAUGAAUAUAUUAAACAUCUUUAUGAGAGUCAUUUUCAUGUAUUGUUUUAAAGAAAAAAGAAACUAUUUUGCAGAGUAAAUUAUAUGGUCCUGCAGCAUCCAUGGAGAUGGCAGUGCUAAUGAAUCACUGAUUGGCUCAUUGGGGUUGUGGCAGAUACCUUUUUAAAAAUGAAAUCUCUACCACUGUAAUUUUGUUUGGAUUUUUUUUUUUUUUAAGACACAGGAAUUACACUGUCAUUUCUGUGAGGCCUUUAAGCUUGUGAAUUUGUAUCAUCCAAAGUCAUUGAACAGUUACAUUAGCAACUUUUUUUCUUUUGAUUUAUAGUGAAACCUACUUUAAGAUUUUUGUUUGUUUGUUUAUUUGGGGGUUUUUUUGGUACUGGGGAUUGAACUCGAGACCUUGCACUUGCAAGGCAGGCGGUGGAACCACUGAGCUAAAUCCCCGGCCCUAAGAUUAUGUUUUUAAAACAAGUGGACUUGGGAAUGGAAAUUCUUGAUGGUUUCUAGAGUAGAAAUCUGUAUUUAGAAAGCUAGUUUUUGGUUAAAUUGCAUUUUGAUAGAAGUAAAUUCCUAGAGAGCUUUCCUUGACUUCCAUAUGUAAUAAUACCAUUUAAGCCUUAAAUCACAGAUACGUGCCUUCUCAAAUACAGUAAUUUUUAUUUAACCAAUGUACAUAACAAAACCCCUUUCUGAUAAUGUUGGAUGUGUCUGUUAAUGUUGGGUUUCUCUGUUCUCAUUAAACCACAUUUGAGGUUUAUGGUGAAAUCAACUUUGAGUUUGUUGUUUGGUUUCUCUUGAUUCCUUUUAAAGAAGGGGAAGACAGAAAGAUUUUUUUCAUUUGAAUACUGGAAAUGUCAAAUGAAAAGGUGGUGGUGACAGGAAAGGCUAUUGGAAAGGCCAGUGCUGUUUUAGCCAUGCAGAACUUGGUUUCAUGUUGUGUAGUAGCCUGUCUGCCAUGUGGUUCCUCAGUAACAGAUCCUCUUUAAAUGUAAAGUUCCUUUGAUUUUUACCAUAGACCUGAAUUAAUAUUUUUAAGAGAUAUCUCUCUUCCUGUUCAUUUCUAUUGUGUUGAAAUGCAGUACUUGAAAUUACUGUUAUACACGAACUUUGUGGAUUGUAAGAUUUGUUAUAUAUGUUCAAAUGCCUUUUAGCUAGCUUUUUAAUCAAUUAGAUGCCUAAUUUGAGUGCUUAAUACAAUGUAAUGUGACUGUAAAUCAUAAACUUAUUUUAAAUCAUUCCCUCUGUACAUUUGUACUCCAAAAGAGCCUUACUUUAUUCUUCCAGCAGAAAAACUACUUGUGAUAGUUCAUUUACAUUCCCCAAAAUGUGCCUCUAGUGUGAAUUUUGUAUUCUUAUUAAAAGUGUUUGCUGCAGUACCUUG
Molecule: messenger RNA, 3307 nt
Organism: Heterocephalus glaber (naked mole-rat)
Lineage: Eukaryota; Metazoa; Chordata; Mammalia; Rodentia; Bathyergidae
Source: RefSeq, a predicted model, not a curated record